AUGCAUUCUACGCGCAUGCUCAAGCUGCUCGUGGCAGCCCUGUCUGCCAACUCCAUCGCCCAGGGCUUCAUCAUCGACGCCGCCAUCCUCGGCCGAAAUGGCGUCGAGUUGGCCCGUAGGCAGGGACUCGUGGGAGACGCACUCAACAAUGCCGCCGAUGCCGUGACCGGAAGUGGGGGCGCCGCGACCACAACCUCUACCAGUGAAGACUCCACGCCAACAACAACUACGUCAAAGGCCGAGGAGACCACGAGCACUACUUCCAAGGAGACGACAUCCACGACGUCCCAGGACGCAGCGACCACCACAUCCGACAAUGCUGCCACGCCGACCACCACAUCUACUGACGAUACAACCGCCCCGUCGACUUCGGCAGGCGGCACGGCUGCCACCACAUCCUCCUCUGAGACCACUUCCGACGCAAAAUCUAGCUCAGCCACCACAACCGCAAGCCCAACCACCUCCACCACUGUCAUUGUCGUCACCGCCACGGAUGGGUCGGUUAGCAGCUCCACAUCCGUCUCGGUCUCGACCCCAACGCCGGGCCUGAGCGAAGCCAACAGCGGAGGCAGUAGCUCUGGCAUGUCCACGCAGACAAGGAACACUAUCAUCGGCGUCGUAGUCGGUGUUGGAGGUGCCAUCGUGCUUGCCGUCGCCGGUCUAUUCGCCUGGAGAAUUUGGGGCCGCAAGAAGGCUAAUGAGGAGAACGACGGCCUCAUGGGCUACAACAACGGAUCCGAAGGCAAGAGCGAGGUCGGCGGGCUCAACGCUGGAUCGACGGUCACUGGCAGUGCAAGGUCUCCGUUCCAAAGCACACUCGAGAGCUAUCAUGCCCCAAGCAACGUCAAUGCAUCGUCCAACUUUUAG
Molecule: messenger RNA, 867 nt
Organism: Diaporthe amygdali
Lineage: Eukaryota; Fungi; Ascomycota; Sordariomycetes; Diaporthales; Diaporthaceae
Exons: 1
Coding region: 1-867 (288 amino acids)
Source: RefSeq, a predicted model, not a curated record